CGGGCCAUGACUCCUAUGUCAUGUACGAACCCGAACUCAAUACCAGCUCCAUCUCUUCCUCAAGUAGUAAUAACUCCUUGUGCUGCUUGUAAAAUCCUUCGUGGACGAUGUGGUGAAAAAUGUGUACUAGCCCCUUAUUUUCCACCAACUGAACCCUUAAAGUUUACUACUGCUCAUAGGGUUUUUGGUGCUAGCAAUAUCACCAAAAUGCUACAGGAGCUUCCUGAGUCCCAAAGAGUUGAUGCAGUCAGUAGUAUGGUUUACGAAGCGAAUUCCAGAGUAAGACAUCCAGUUUACGGUUGUGCCGGAACAAUUUAUCAACUACAAAAACAAGUUAGUGAUCUUCAAGCUCAAUUAGCAAAAUCUCAAGCAGAGAUUAUAAACGUUCGCUCUCACCAAAACUCUAAAAUCCUAGCGGUCCUGUGCUUUCUCCGACUAAGAUAUGCUCUAGAGGAGUCGAACCCAUCUUCUCCCUCCGCACUACUCAUUAUCAAUUGUUUCGAAUUGUUUUCUCACUGA
This is a messenger RNA of Papaver somniferum (opium poppy), 519 nucleotides long. RefSeq names its product LOB domain-containing protein 1-like. The annotation marks the transcript as partial. The record is from RefSeq and is a predicted model, not a curated record. Lineage: Eukaryota; Viridiplantae; Streptophyta; Magnoliopsida; Ranunculales; Papaveraceae. The transcript is spliced from 4 exons.